This is a messenger RNA of Aspergillus welwitschiae, 2277 nucleotides long. RefSeq names its product putative protein transport membrane glycoprotein Sec20. The coding region runs from base 1 to 2277 and encodes 758 amino acids. The transcript has 7 exons. Gene Ontology annotation, cellular component: nucleus; DNA replication factor C complex. Lineage: Eukaryota; Fungi; Ascomycota; Eurotiomycetes; Eurotiales; Aspergillaceae. The record is from RefSeq and is a predicted model, not a curated record. Gene Ontology annotation, molecular function: ATP binding; DNA binding; DNA clamp loader activity. Gene Ontology annotation, biological process: retrograde vesicle-mediated transport, Golgi to endoplasmic reticulum; DNA repair; DNA-templated DNA replication.
AUGGCCAGCAUCGCCGAUCUACAAGCCCGUUUGAAAGAGCUCUCGACAGCUCUGUCCCACAUCCAGCCGCUGGUCUCUCGGUUAAAGGGCUUUACGACUGCAGUUGGACAGGGCGAUCAGCCGCGAUUGGAACUGGGGACGGAGAUCCAUACUCGACUGAAAGAGGCGGAGGAGCAAUUGGAGUUGCUGAAGGUCGAGGUUGAGGCCCUGGAGGCUGCAGCGGAUACGCGGCGCAAGGGUGUGGAUAAUGAGAAGGAGUCGGAGAGGGAACGGGUUAUUGCCUUGGCUGGACGGUUGGCGGAUGAUUUGAAGAGAACGAGAGGAGACUUCCGGAACGCACAAUUACAAGCGAAGCGGAAUGCUGAAGUCGCCCGACGGAAAGAGCGAGAGCUACUGUUUACGAGGUCACAAAGUGCGGAGAGGAAGAAGCAGUCGAGUGAGAAGCUGACGCAGGAUGAUAUUGUCAUGAAUGCUUCGAAUGAUGUUACGGCUGCGCUGAGACGGACGCAUCAGUUGAUGCAGGCGGAGCUGUCGCGGAGUCAGUUUGCGCAGGAGACGUUAGAUCAAUCGACUGCUGCGCUGUCCUCGCUGUCAGAAUCCUAUACAGAUCUCGAUUCUUUGAUUUCGUCGUCACGCAAUCUCAUCGGGUCUUUGCUACGCUCGCAAAAGUCGGAUACUUGGUACCUUGAGACGGCUUUCUACAUAUUGGUUGGCACCAUUAUUUGGCUUGUCUUCCGGCGGAUAUUAUAUGGUCCCCUGUGGUGGCUCGUCUGGCUGCCUCUCAGGCUGUUCGCGAGGUUCACGUUUGCUAUUUUGGGCGCCGUCGGGAUUACCAGUAAGGCUGUUCAGUCUUCUGAACCUAGUACGAUGCUCGAAUAUGUGCCGCAAGAGACCCCAAUGGUUGAGCAGAAGGUGGAGCCGAACAUCCAAAGUGCUGAGGGCGAAGCGGUCUGGGAUCAAGUUCCAGUUACGGAUGAGGCAGAGGAGGACCGCUUAAUUGAUGAGAUCGGCAAAAUGGUGGAAGAAAGCGAGGAGCAAGAGGAGACCAACAUUGACGACAUCUCAGAAGAGGAAAGGCAAAGGCAGGCGGAGUUGCCCCGGAACCCUAAGAAGAGGAUGUUCGAGGCUACGGAUGCCCGCGCUGCCGCGGCAGCAGCGAACCCUUCGAAGCCGAAGCCCACAGAUAACAAGGAAGAACAAGCAAAGCAACAACCAUGGGUUGAGAAAUACCGUCCCAAGACCCUCGAUGAUGUCGCCGCCCAAGAUCACACAACCAAAGUCCUUCAACGAACACUCCAAGCUUCCAACCUCCCCCACAUGCUCUUCUACGGACCCCCAGGUACCGGAAAAACAUCCACCAUUCUCGCCCUCGCCAAAUCCCUCUUCGGACCUUCCCUCUACCGCUCGCGCAUUCUGGAACUGAACGCCUCCGACGAACGAGGUAUCGGUAUCGUGCGUGAAAAGAUUAAGAACUUUGCCCGUGCUCAACUCACACACUCUACGGGGUUGGGUGAGGAAUACUUGGCACAAUACCCGUGCCCGCCAUUUAAGAUUAUUAUUCUCGAUGAGGCGGACAGCAUGACGCAGGAUGCGCAGUCUGCGUUGCGUCGCACGAUGGAGCAGUAUAGUCGGAUUACCCGUUUCUGCUUAGUUUGCAACUACGUCACGCGAAUCAUUGAGCCGCUGGCGAGUCGAUGCAGCAAGUUUCGAUUCAAGGCUCUGGAUAACACGGCCGCUGGAGAGAGAUUGGAACAUAUUGCCAAGGUGGAGAAUCUAAGGUUGGAGGAUGGAGUUGUGGAUAAGUUGAUUGCUUGCAGUGAGGGUGAUAUGCGACGGGCGAUUACGUAUAUGCAGAGUGCGGCUAAGCUUGUCGGGGCUGGCCGGGCUGGGAAGAAGGACGAGGACGAGGACGAGGAGAUGACAGACCAGGAGUCGGAGGUGAUUACUGUUCGGACAAUUGAGGAGAUUGCUGGUGUUGUUCCGGAAAGUGUAUUGGAUGCGUUGGUGCAGGCGAUGCAGCCGAAGAAGAUCGGGUCCUCGUAUGAGGCUGUUGCGAAGGUGGUUACGGAUAUCAUUGCUGAUGGGUGGAGUGCAACGCAGCUUCUUUUACAGUUGUAUCGACGGGUGGUGUUCAACGACGCGAUCCCUGAUAUCCAGAAGAACAAAAUCGUUAUGGUGUUCUCGGAUAUGGAUCGACGUCUGGUUGAUGGUGCAGACGAGCAUCUGUCUAUCUUGGAUGUGGCCCUUAAGAUCUCUGGCAUCCUGGGAGGAGCUUAG